Sinocyclocheilus grahami is the source of this 1525-nucleotide messenger RNA. RefSeq names its product coiled-coil domain-containing protein 87-like. The transcript is spliced from 9 exons. Lineage: Eukaryota; Metazoa; Chordata; Actinopteri; Cypriniformes; Cyprinidae. The record is from RefSeq and is a predicted model, not a curated record. Bases 200 to 1525 code for a protein of 441 amino acids.
UUCAACUUGAAAAGACUGUCGCAUCCUAUUAGGACUUUAUUUUUUGCACCUUAAAUGUUGCUGAAUGAAUGCAAAAAACAUUUUUUUUAAUUAUUAUUUGGCUUGAGUAGGCUUUUAAGGCACAGCUGAUUUAAUUAAAUAGCUUAAUACAUAAGACUGCAAGACAUUUCUGUAUUGCAUAGUCUUAAACAUCAUUGUUAUGAGAAUGACUGGGGAAAUAACAAGCACACACAGGUUCCUGAGGACCUCCAAAUGCUGCCACAUGGACCUCAGUGUUAACAGGAUGACAGACAGAUCUAAGGAGGUGAGAUCAGAGUCUUCAGCUUAUAAGAAGGGUAAAAGCACUCCAACCUCUUUGACACAGUUGUGCAAACAGCUGGAGGAGAGAAUCACUCGGAAAUCACAGCGUUACCCCAUCCACCAUGAAGACUGUCAGUCUCUGACUGCAGUGUUGAUCUCUGAGCUGGGUCUGAUCUGGCAGGACCUGAAAACCCCGCCUGUGGACACCACACUCACCCAGGAAGAGAAAGUGCAGCUGCACUGCCAGACAUUCAGUGAGGUGCUGCACAUCUGUGAGCAGCUAUUUCUGCACUCCCUGCAACUGACGGAGACUCUACGGAGGCGAGGUGUCUUCAGCGACCAUGUCAACCACAGCAGGGUGGCAGCUCAGCUCGCUAUUGACUGCACCAGUCUCUUGAAUGUCCGAUCCAUAAGAUGCAGGAUUGUCACAGGAAUCAAGAAUGCACGGAGGGUCAGACAAAGUGCUGUUACACACGCACUACAUAUGCGCUCUCAUAACAAUGAGAGGUCCAUGACGGCCACACCAUGGGAAAAAGCUGUGGAGGAUGACCUCAAGGAGAUUCAGGAGAAAAUUGGAGAGCUGGAUCUGCAACGUGUGUAUGACCUCCUGCCCUGUAACAUGGAGCCAAUUACCUACAAGACAGACACACAUUGUUCUAAAACCAGUAUGUCUAAUAUACUGAAACAAGAGCUGGAUCAGAGUCCCCGUCAAAACCCGUUGGUCAGAAUAAAGGGAUGCCAUUCCAUGCCUGACCUACAGAGGGAGACACUGCUGGAGGAGCUGGAGAUAACGCUGCUUGAGCGGCCUCCAACCCCAUUAGUCCCACUGUCCACAGAUCCUCCCUCCAGUCUGGAGAAGCACACCAGUCCCGGGGAGGAUCUGAAGAGAUUAUUACAGGAGAGUGAAUACGAGGAUGACGGUAACUGUGAGACAGAUCUGUGCUCGCUUAUAGAAUCCCUGACCUGCUAUAGUUCCAGCAGAUUCCAAAGGCUCAAGCUAAAACUACAGAAAAUGAUGGAGGAAGAUGAGGAAAUGAAGAAGCACAAAGUUCUUGUGAAGAAACCUCUGCACCCACAAGGAGAUGUGGUCAGUGUGGGGUUUUCUCCUCAAAUCAUCAUGUGCACAGCAGUGGCCCGAGUGUCCGAUAGAGUUCUCCCAGAGGCCAUCAAAGUCAGCAUGUACCCACCAGUCUACAAUGAGCUCACUAAAGAGGUGGUACUCUGA